AUGGCCGGGUCUCCCCGCCGCACCGCGGGCCGGCGACUGCAGCUGCCCCUGCUGUGCCUCCUCCUCCAGGGCGCCACCGCCAUCCUCUUUGCGGUAUUUGUCCGCUACAACCAUGAAACCGACGCUGCCCUCUGGCACUGGCACAACCACAGUAACGCGGACAAUGAAUUUUACUUUCGCUACCCAAGCUUCCAGGAUGUACACACCAUGAUCUUCGUGGGCUUCGGCUUCCUCAUGGUCUUCCUGCAGCGCUACGGCUUCAGCAGCGUGGGCUUCACCUUCCUCUCGGCCGCCUUUGCCCUGCAGUGGUCCACACUCGUCCAGGGGUUCUUCCACUCCUUCCACCAUGGCCACAUCUAUGUAGGCGUAGAGAGCAUGAUCAAUGCUGACUUCUGUGCUGGGGCUGUGCUCAUCUCCUUUGGUGCCAUACUGGGCAAGACUGGGCCGGCUCAGCUUCUGCUCAUGGCCCUGCUGGAGGUGGUGCUGUUUGGCCUCAACGAGUUUGUGCUCCUUAGUCUCCUCAGGGUGAAGGAUGCAGGAGGCUCCAUGACUAUUCACGCUUUUGGCGCCUACUUCGGGCUGGUCCUCUCCAGGGUCCUCUAUAGGCCCCAGCUGGAGAAGAGCAAGCAUCGCCAGGGCUCCGUCUACCAUUCGGACCUCUUUGCCAUGAUUGGGACCAUCUUCCUAUGGAUCUUCUGGCCUAGUUUCAACUCUGCACCCACUGCGCUGGGGGAUGGGCAGCAUCGGUCGGCUCUCAACACGUACUACUCCUUGACUGCCAGCACCCUCAGCACCUUCGCCUUGUCAGCCCUUGUCGGGAGGGAUGGGCGGCUGGACAUGGUCCACAUCCAGAAUGCCGCACUGGCCGGAGGGGUUGUGGUGGGGACAUCGGCUGAAAUGAUGCUGACACCCUUUGGGGCUCUGGUAGCUGGCUUCCUGGCUGGGACCGUCUCCACACUGGGGUACAAGUUCUUCACGCCCACCCUUGAGUCAAAACUCAAAGUCCAAGACACAUGCGGUGUCCACAACCUCCACGGGAUGCCUGGGGUCCUGGGAGCGCUCUUGGGGGUCCUUGUGGCUGGACUGGCCACCCAUGAAGCUUACGGAGAUGGCCUAGAGAGCGUGUUUCCACUCCUAGCCAAGGGCCAGCGCAGCGCGACGUCUCAGGCCAUGCACCAGCUCUUCGGACUGUUUGUCACACUGAUAUUUGCCUCUGUGGGUGGGAGCCUCGGAGGGCUCCUGCUGCGGCUGCCCUUCUUGGACUCCCCGCCAGACUCCCAGUGCUACGAGGACCAGGUUUACUGGGAGGUGCCUGGGGAGCAUGAGGAUUUAGCCCAGGGACCUCUGAGGGCAGAGGAACUGGAGACUCGGGCCUAACUUGCUUCCAGG
Globicephala melas (long-finned pilot whale) is the source of this 1389-nucleotide messenger RNA. RefSeq names its product Rh family B glycoprotein (gene RHBG). Gene Ontology annotation, molecular function: ammonium channel activity. Gene Ontology annotation, cellular component: plasma membrane. The record is from RefSeq and is a predicted model, not a curated record. Gene Ontology annotation, biological process: ammonium homeostasis; ammonium transmembrane transport. NCBI's taxonomy places the organism in Eukaryota, Metazoa, Chordata, Mammalia, Artiodactyla, Delphinidae.